This is a messenger RNA of Solenopsis invicta (red fire ant), 4529 nucleotides long. Its product is annotated as protein MMS22-like. Gene Ontology annotation, cellular component: nuclear replication fork. Gene Ontology annotation, biological process: replication fork processing; double-strand break repair via homologous recombination. NCBI's taxonomy places the organism in Eukaryota, Metazoa, Arthropoda, Insecta, Hymenoptera, Formicidae. Bases 717 to 4157 code for a protein of 1146 amino acids. The transcript has 21 exons. The record is from RefSeq and is a predicted model, not a curated record.
GAACAUCUAGCAUUUCAAUAAUAAAAAAAAAAAAACAUGCGGCUGAAAGUGAAGAUGAUAGGCAAGAGGCUUCGAUAGAAAUCUUAAACGAUCUCUCUAAUUAUUCAAGACACAUUAAACAGGAAUUCUUCCGCUUGCUCCAAAAUCGGUGAAAUGGCUUCUAUGUAGGUACGGUUCGUGUCGGAAGUCCGCGAUCUCAUCUCCUUACGAAAUUGAUCAUAGUUACAGGCGUGCAAAAAUCUUUUAUGAUCCGCAUCAUCGAACCGUGGACGCGGAUUUUUGUACUGCUGUUUGAAAUCCAUCACCCCGUAACAAAAACGCAAUAUAAAACACGACGUAGGAGGAAAGUUUAGCACACGUAUCCGUUUAACGGCAGCCACAACUAAAAAUCACUUUAAAUUGAUGACCGGAGACCAGAGCGCUGAGCCGGCUGCAGCCGGCUGAGCGUUGAAAUUUGGAAUGGCGAGGAAGUGAAGUAGGAGCAGAGUGUCCUCAGAUCGAGGGACUUUUCUGACGCAUGCGCAGUAGCUUUAGAGAUGCCGCCAAAAUGCGCGAAAGUCGUCUGCUAGAACGAGGAGCGUGAAUCCGUGCAUGUCUCGGGAUUCAGAAUUUUCGGCUUCAGGAUUGCUUACAUGCAAUUUACGUCUCGACGUGAUUAAGAAAAGAGCCCUGCAGCUGCUGUACAAUUAAUAGCAUACCAAUCACAAGUCAAAAUAAUGGAUCUUGAUGCUACCUUUGAUUGCAAUGGCAAGGUGAAUGUUAACGAUUGGCAUCUGAGUAGAAGUGGACUGUUUUCUAACAGGGAGGUGGACAAUGCGCUUUUUCCACAAACUGAUUGUCCCUUUGCCCAUGUCGAAGUCAGACUCUUCAAUUGUGUUAUGCCUGGAGCCGUUGCUGUGAUGAAUUUGAAACAUUUCAUCUAUUGCAUGGAGAUGCAACUAAAGAUACUAAACAGACAAGAGAAACCAGUCACAAUAUCUGGAUUAUGUAAUAACGAUAAUGCAAACUACUUUCUUCUAAGAAAGAUGAUUUGCGAAUUUAUUGUAUAUUUUCGUACAUAUAUGAGCAGCAUAAAGUGGGAUCUUGGUACAUUAGAAAUGGUAAUGCCUGAAAUCAGCAAAGAUGUAGACACUCUGUUUGAUUGCAUCAAACACUUUCUUAGUACAUUACGCAGCAUCCCAGAUUCAACUCUGCAUUACGCUGCUUCUAACAUAGGCAAUAAGUGUAACCAGCCAGAGUUCCAUUUAUAUCACAUCCACAUAGAGUUAAGGUGGUUCUUUAUUACAUUAAUACACUCGAAAACUACGUGGUACCAAUAUCACACGCAAUUAGAGGAAUUUGAAAAUACUGCUGAAAUGAUCAUCAACGAUCUUCUAUAUUCUGCCAUGAAAAUAUUUGAAAGGUUAGCUUUAAGCUGGACUGUGGACCUUGCGCAAAAAACACCAUACUGCUGUACGUGUACGCGAGAAUUAUGGCUUAUGCUUCAAAUAUUUGUUGACAAUUUAGGAGAAAGAAAAAAAACUAAGUCAUUUUGGGAUCUUGUAAAUAGUUGUAUCGAUAGAAUAUUAAGUAAAGAUCAAUCCCAAGUGAUAUUUUGGCACAGAAGUGUGGAUUCCUCUCUGCCAGAUUUUAAAAAUCCCGAAUUGUUUUGCAUUUGGAUAAUAUACCAUCUGUCUCUGUUAUACGGAUACACUAACGACGGCGUUUACCUGCAAUCUAAUUCUCUAAGGAUAAAAUCGAAUUGCGAACAAGUUGAAAAGGUUCUAAAAGCGUACGUGUGUAAAGGUGGAAAAGAUGGUGAAAGGGAUGAGCUUGAUGUAGAGCUCAAGAUCAUAAUACCUUUGUUACAUGAUCUUAUCAUCAAUUGGUGGCAACCGCGAGUGCCAAUUAUAUCUUUCCUUUGGGACUGUUUCCACAAAAGAUUAGAUCAACCGUUUCUAUUACAAACUUCUGGACCUUGGGCUCUGUCCCUUGAAAAGAAGACAGCUAUGGAUAUUCUGAAGCAAAUUAAUGACAGAAUUUAUGGCAAGUUUGAACAUUUUAAGGAGUCCAGCUAUGGCAUGCUCUUGCAUUUGAUAGGUACUUUUUUGAAAAAAUACGGCACGUCGGAUCCGAAGUAUUGGAAUCAAAUUAAAGGACGUGUAUAUACAAAAUUUUCAAAGAACAAAGUCGCAGAGUUUUCCGAGAGCGGGCUCUACAACUUCAUAUCUUUAUUUAUGACCUUAGCUAUUACCGCAGAUACAAAUGUAUGUACAACAAUGUUAGAUCUCCUGCCAUCUGUGAAUGAAUUGAAUUACGAAUAUAAUAAAAAAUGCACUCUAAUCUGGAAAGGAAAAUUAGCGUGCCUUUUGCUGUUCAAUGAAAGAAGAUUAUCUCUCGGUUCCAUAGCCGGACAUUUCACUGAAACGAUCAACUUGAUAAGUUGUCGUAAAGACGAAACGUCUCGUUCUAUGAUGACCAAUUUUGUCGAUGUACUGAAUACGAUUUUGUCUGGCAACGAGAAAAUGGAUCUGGGGGAAUUCAAUUUCAUCGGCGGUUGGAUUGAUCGUUAUCUUUUGGAGUGUCCAAAAAACAGAAUUGGAUCUUUAUUGGAGAUGCUUGCGAAUGUUUUCGAAAAAUGUAUCGCCCUGCAAGUUUCCAGUAACAAUUCGGAUGGUGUCAGGAAAAUGUUGGACGCACUGUGGUGUGUCGUUGCAUCCAGAGUUCGCCAACUCGUCUUUGAUCCCGUGCUUACUGGUGACAAUUAUAAAAUUAUUUCUAAACUGGCUGUCAUAUUUACUUUAGAAGCAGUUAGAGAACCAACUACCGCUAAGAAGUAUAAGCACUCGACUGUAUCUUUAUUUCAGCACUUUGCAGCAUCAAUAUUUGUAAAAGAUAUAAGAAUUACCCAGUAUUAUUUAACGUCAAUUCUUGAGAAUGAGCAAACUAUCCAAAACUUGAAGAAGGAAAUUCCAAAUUUCGACACUAUUGUGAUCCAAGCUUGGAUAAAAUGUUCCAUUGUCGGUUACGACAUAAACAGGAAAGACAUAAAAAUUCUGCAAAACUAUAUUAUCAAUCUCAGUGAGAUCAAAGAGAUAUUUGUGUCGGAUUGUGAUAUGCACGAAUUUCAAAAUAGUAACGAACCCAUUUUAACAUUUAUAAUAUCGUUUAUGAAAAAGCAGAAUAGUUUAAAGACCGAGCAAGAGAAACUUCAGUACAACGCGAAGUGCAAGAUGUAUUUCAAAAAUUUAGAGAAAUGGGUUAUGAUACCUAUAACAGAGGAGACAAAAGAUUCGGAACUGGCAUUCUGGAUUUAUAGAUGUCUGGGUACAUUGAUUCUCUGCAUUUCUCCGACGCUAUAUACUAAAAAUCAACCAAACGAUAUGUUAAGAACGCUUAUCAACAAAAUUAUAUUAGUACCAGAGAACUCUACGCAGUCAUAUAUAAAACAAUUAGGAAAAAGGAUAUUUUCAAUGGUGAUACUUGGUUUAGAGAAAUUGAACGUCAAAAGCGACAUACUAUUGCAAGCGAUGCUGAGAGAUAUCUUCGAUCAGUACUUGCCGAUUCUGAUAACAGAAGUCAACAGCGGUUACAGUUUUAAGGUCUCCGACACGUUGUUGAAAUGCUUCAAGGAAGCAAGAAGCGAGUUUUUGCGUACGAUUUUCGAAACAUUGAUGUCGAACUUUUAUAACAUAUCAUCGGACAAUGUCAUGCACAAACACUCCAACUUGAUAACUUGGCUUAUAAAAACAUUACUUAAAGAAGGAAGAAAAUAUCCUAAUUAUAUUACGGAACACAUUAUCCAAAUUUGUUUUCCGAGCAUUUUUGGGUGCUACAUGAGAGUUCAUGAUCAUCAUCCACUCAAGCUGCAUACAAUUGACUUUAUCAAUGACGUAAUUAAAAGUCCGUACUAUGAGGAAGAUAAAUUUAUCAGGGAAAAAUGUCAAGCUGCUAUUUCUGCCGCAGUGCAAAAAUAUUUGAUGACAAACACACAAUUUACAUUUGAGUUCAUACGAUCUAUCUUGUCAAUUAAGAAAAGUAUCAUAAUUAGUUUGUUUCCGCAAAUUGAAUCUAUUGUACUUUCCGCCGAACAAUAUCGCCGACCCAAUGCAGCUUCCUUGAGGUUUUUGUCGAAUCAACUGAAAAAACAUAUGCUAAAUAUGGACAAUAAUUCGUGAUAGGAUCACAAAAAUUUAUUAAUAAUAAUUAAUAAAUGUUAAAUAUUCUAAUGACAAAUUUAGAUUUUCUAAAUUUUUAAAUUAAUCACCGAGAAUUAACAAUAAUUUGAUGGACUAUUUCAAUGUACAUAAAUACACAAGUUGGCUCAAAUUCAUAUUACCUAGAUUAUAUUUGAAACAAAAUUUCGAUCAAAAUAAGUAUAUAAAAUAAAGUGUAAAUUAUUGUCACGUAUACUAUAAAGAUACAAGUAUUAAUUAGUCGCGACACACACGUAAAUUCACUUUAAAUAACUGGCAAUCGUCGGUCCUACCUGUGAGGUAUAAGAAGGUGGAAUUUACAAACUGCUAAAAAUAAUAUCUAAAUUUUCUCUG